Schistocerca nitens (vagrant locust) is the source of this 4823-nucleotide messenger RNA. It is a transcript of the gene ksr, whose product is annotated as kinase suppressor of Ras 2. Gene Ontology annotation, molecular function: protein kinase activity; ATP binding. Gene Ontology annotation, biological process: protein phosphorylation. The record is from RefSeq and is a predicted model, not a curated record. Bases 274 to 3042 code for a protein of 922 amino acids. The transcript is spliced from 17 exons. NCBI's taxonomy places the organism in Eukaryota, Metazoa, Arthropoda, Insecta, Orthoptera, Acrididae.
UUAAGCAUGCGUCAUUGAGGAGUGACAUUUUGUGAGCUAAAUUUGAAACUGAGAAAAAUAGCAGACACGAUUGUGAAUUCGUAUUUCUGAAGCGCCUCCACAAAAUCUCGUAAUAAACGAGACACAGUAUAUCUCAAAGAUGGCUGCAUGUCUUAUCAUGACUUGAAUCUGGAAAAUGUAUUUACUUUUCAGUCAUACACGUAUCAUGUUGAAAGUGGAUGGGUGGUUGCUAUCGCAAGAUGAAAUAUUUUUGCGGCUAGUCUAACAAGUGCGAUGGCGGACGAGGAUGCCGAACGACAUGCCUUAGAUGUUUGCCAGUCAAUGAUUGACAUUUCUGCUAAUCGCUUAGAAGGAUUGAGAACACAAUGUGCAACGAGUGCAGAACUUACACAGCAAGAAAUCAGAACGUUAGAGGGAAAACUGAUAAAGCUCUUUUCAAAACAACUGGUUACGAAAGCAAAACUUGGAGAUUCACUCCCACCUGAGAUAAGACAUCUGCCAUCUCUAAGACAGUGGUUAUUGGUUGUAGGUCUCAGCCCUGAAUCCAUAAAGGCUGUUUGCGAGAAAGUGAUAUCCUUAGAAGCAUUAAGAGAGAGAUCAGAAAGGGAGAUAAGGAUGUUGGUUCUUGACAGAAAUGUGUGCAAUUUGUCAUAUGAAGAGAGGACUGCAAGGGAGGAAGAAGUCAGAAGGCUCAAUCGUGCUCUGCAGAACCUUAGAAAAUACACUGAGGCGCUAAUGUGUGGCAAAGGAGUGGUGGGAGAAGAGAUGACCUUGUACUGGGAUUCAUGGGACAGGCACCAGGUACUGAAAGGCAGCAGUAACUCAUCACCAAGACCUCCCAGAACCAGAGCAUCACGUUCUUCAGUUCCUUCUGAGGAUUUCUUGCAACAGAGUGGGUCAGGUGGUAGCAGUACACUCACUGGUUCAGGAUCUGUGUCAUCGCUGCCUCGCUAUACACCACCCAACACUCCGCCUAUAAGCAAGAGUCGCUCAGGUGAACGUGUGAAGUUUCCAACAACACCACCACCACGCAAAAAGCACCAGACUGGACUCCUGCCUGAAGCGUAUCCCCUAACCAAGUCAAAGAGCCACGAGUCUCAGCUGGCAAAUCGGGUGGAUGGAGGAGACAGCAGUGGUGCAAGCAAUGAGCAUAUUCCAGGAACAGGUGGUAGGCUGAUGCGCCGUGGUCGGUUGCCAACAGAGCCAGGACCCAACUGCAGUAGUGAUCUAAUUGGCCAAGAAAACACCUCGCCCCAGCUUGGCAGCCCCUCAAGAGCUCCUCCUAGUCCAGCAUUGCCUGAUGACCCCUCCAAUAAGGCAACACUUCAAGUUCCAAAGUCUCCAAGGACACCCACAGUUUCACGUGGAAUGGGUCACAUGAUUGCACAUCGCUUCACAAAAGCAUUUAAAGUGAUGACAACUUGUGAUUACUGUGACAAGCAGAUGUUCUUAGGCACAGGUCUGAAAUGCAAGGAGUGCAAAUAUAAAUGUCACAGGGAAUGUGAAAGCAAAGUGCCCCCAAGUUGUGGCUUACCUAGGGAAUUCCUUGAUGAAUUUCGUCGGCAGUUGCAGCCAGAUGCAGUAUUCACAUCUAACCAGUCUCCAAGCUCCGGGCGACCAAGUCAGUCUUCUCCAAGUCAUCACCCAUCGGUGCUGUUGACGUCGUUUGGAUGGAGAGACCGUAAACGUUCACAUCCACAGCCUUCUGUUAAUGUUCAAGCAUUUCCGGGUCCUGACUCAAGUUCAAACACAUCUUCUUGUAACAGCUCAACGCCAUCAAGUCCGGCACUUGUCAUGACAGCCCAUACCCCUCAUGCUGCUUCUAAACAACAAUUUCAUUUUCCAGAUGUGAAUUCGCAGCCUGAGAAGGGUGUCACCUUAGAGACACAUCCGUUGGCUCCUUCUGCAUCGACUCCAGUUAGUAGUUCUUCCGUCAUUACAAAUACUUCAGUAAAGACGACAGAGACGGUGGAGAGUAAUGACCUUGCAGACACGUCAAAGUCCAAUGAGAGUGAGCGUACUGUGUCCGGUAGUGACAGUGAACGUACACCUGUGCGGGUCGACUCCCAGGAUAGUCAAGUGUCUGACGGGGAAGCAGUCGAACGAACCUGGCCCAGACAAAACAGUCUUUCAAUGAGGGAGUGGGAUAUCCCAUUUGAUGAAUUGAAGAUGGGUGAGCCAAUUGGUACUGGAAGGUUUGGAACUGUGUACCGUGGGAACUGGCAUGGUGACGUGGCCAUUAAGGUUCUCAACACACACCACCUGGAUGAUGAGAAGACACUUGAGGCCUUCAAGCUUGAGGUUGCAACAUUCCGGAAGACAAGGCAUGAAAACCUGGUUCUUUUUAUGGGUGCUUGUAUGAAGCCACCACGACUUGCCAUAGUGACAAGUAUGUGUAAAGGAAUGACGCUGUAUACACACAUACAUUUGCGUAAAGACAAGUUCAAUAUGAACAAAACCACUAUUGUUGCUCAGCAGAUAUCUCAGGGAAUGGGAUACCUUCAUGCAAGAGGCAUCAUUCACAAAGAUCUGAAGAGCAAGAAUAUAUUCUUAGAAAAUGGGAAGGUUGUGAUCACUGACUUUGGCUUGUUCAGUGUUACAAAGCUGUGCUAUGGAAAUAGGAAAGGUGAUGGCUUGAGCAUCCCUCCAGGAUGGUUGUGCUAUUUGGCUCCUGAAAUUGUUCGGAGUCUACGGGCAAGACAAAAGCCUGAUGAAGAAGAACUGCCUUUCACCAAGGCUUCAGAUGUCUAUGCUUUUGGGACGGUAUGGUAUGAACUGCUAUGUGGUGAAUGGCCGUUCAAGGCACAGCCUCCUGAAGCCAUUAUUUGGCAAGUGGGAAAAGGAAUGAAGCAGUCACUAGCAAAUUUGCAGGCCUCCAGAGAUGUCAAAGACAUCCUGAUGCUUUGCUGGUCCUUCCGACCUUCGGAUAGACCAGAUUUCACUUUGCUCCUCAAGACACUGGAAAAGCUGCCAAAGAAGCGCCUAGCACGCAGUCCGUCACAUCCUAUCCACCUGUCACGCUCCGCGGAAUCUGUGUUCUGAUGCUAUCUAUUUAUUGCAGUAGCCCUGUAUUAGCUUUUCUGCAUACAAGAUUAUCAUCACAGCAGACUGAAUGCAUGUGCUCAGAAAGUUACCGUAUCAUCGUGUGUACAGUACUUCUCUCUUUGUUAAUAUUAUUAGGAAUGUGGGACGGGUUGUUAUAAUUGUGUUGAUUAUUAAAAGAUUAACUUGUUUUUUACUUCAUAAUACAAAAAGCCAUUGAUAACGGAGACUAUAUACUCAAUAAUUUGUCUUUUUCAGCAGCCUUGCCAUAAUAUUAUCUGUUCGUAAAUUCUCACAGUGAAACCUCAUUUUUACAUUUCCUUUGUAACGCGGGUCUAGUUGUGUAUUUGUAACUUAAAAAGUCAAGUAGGUACCAUGUAAGAAUGAGAUUGUUUACAAAGGAAUACAAAUAAUUGUAAUGAAUGCUUGGCACGUAUGACUUUAAUCUGAAAGUUCUUUCUUCAGUCGUUUUAAUUACAGACCUACUAUUAAAGGUUUUUCUGAUCAGCUUACAUAGAUCCACCAAAAAAAGUCUCUCUUCUCUUUCCAUUCAGUAGAUCACUUUCUGGCUUCAUCUGUAUUUCACAUCACAUUUAGUGUUAGUAUAGACAUGUCAAUACAUAAAACUAAAUUCAGGAUUGCUGGAAUACAGAUUAUGUGCCGUCAACAAAAUAUUGAGUUAUUCCCCCUAAAAUGGUAUAAUUACUUAGAUAAAAUCCAUCUGGGAUGUUAACCAUCCCAGAUUUUGUUAAAAUUUUGUGUACAUGUUUGUUAAAUUUCCAUAGAAAGAUAAAUACAUGUCAAUUGCACGGAUUCCAAUACUUCAUAAAAAUGAGUAUCAAAAUGUCAUGGCGACAUUUCAAAAAUUGUGACAAAGUUUGGAGUUCUGUAAAUCACUGAAUAAUUCUAAUGAAGCUGCAAAACAUGGCAAGAUGACUGAAAAUUGGCAAUGUGCACGUUGUAUAAGUUUUGUUAUUUGAUCCUAUAUUUUUACUCCAAUUAGUCAAGAAAUUUUGUUAAUACAAAAUUUCUCCUAAUUAGCUUCAUCUUUUCAUAUGAUUGGUGUCUGAAUCUCCCCUUUUGCACCAAUGUUGUGUAGUUGUGUGUUCAUAAAGCAUGCAAAUUUCAUCACCAUUAGAUUUUUAGUUUUUGAGAUUUAAGGGGCCGAAGUUGACCAAAAAAAAGUUAUUUUCAUGUCUUUGUGUCUCAUAAAGAAGCACUUUCUAAACUAGCUGUGAGGCUACAUAACAGGGAGAAAUUUUUUGCAGAAAACAUAUAUGAUACUCCUAUUGGUACUUGACGCAAUGACAGAGAAUCAAAUGACACAAAACUUACAGUAUGUGCACAAUGCAAACUGUUGAACCUUUCUGACAAGUUUUUCAGCUUUACAACAAUCGUUCUUUGAAACACUGCACAUCAAACCAGGCUGAAAUAUUUGAAAUGUCAUGAAAUUGUCUUCCUUCACUUAAAUGGUUACUACUCAGACUAUUAAAAUUUGUGAAUUAGAUACGCAUUUAUUUUACUUUGGUAAUUUAGCAUACCUGCACACACAAUUUGAACAGUAUCUGAGAUACUUAGUGGGGAUCCCUAUUCCAUUUGAUAUGGAAUCAAUGCCAUCUGAAAUGUGAAAAUCAUAUUGUACAUUCAACUCACAUACCAAGCAUUUCACUCUUGUGCACAGCUGGUUCAAGCAAUUUACCCCUUUAAUGAGAACAAGACUUGUCUGUGAAAGUGAGAACAGCUAAAUUGGUGCUCGUAAACACACCGUUUUUUUUUUUUUU